AAGAAGAAAAAGAAGAAGUAUAACGAUACUGCUUUUUGGUAGCUCAACACAAAUGUGCCCCCAAAUAUGUGACAAAUGUGAGGUUAACCAAAUAGCGGACACACUCUCUGCUUUGACUGCCAUGACCUGCAAACCAUGGCGGAAUAUUAUCUUCGGUUGAACAUGGGCAUCUCGGCCCAAAAGGACUAUUGCUGUUUCGGCUGCUCUUGUUGUUAUUGUAGCUAGCGCUAGAGUUAGCUAACACGGCUGUCUUCGCUCUCAGCAUAACCGAUGUUGAUUCAUUGCUGCGGGGCAGAAAACUGCGAAAACAAGGUAACUCUUGAGCAUAAACAACUGACUUUAGUAAUUUGUAUGUUACGCUUCAGAAAUUAUGAGGUAAUUGGCCUUGGUCAAUAUUUUAGGCCGGGUUGUAUUGCACAAUACGAAAGCGUUAUUUGAAGUGAAAUGAGCUAAACACCGAAGUUACAGCUGCAUGCUUUAGAAGAACAGCUAAUUUAAAAUGACAUUACUAGCUAAGGUCAGCUAACACCAACCUAACGCUGCCAGCAGUAAUUGCUGUCUGCAAGUUUUAAGAUGGAGCAGAAGAUAGCAGCAAGUGAGAUGGCUCUCGUUCUUCCCAGCACAUCUGUCUGAGUUGUAACUCCCGUCAGAGAGAAAUCAUGUCUUGCAAAGCCGCAACCAAGGACAAGAAGUCGAGCUUCAGCAAGAAGCUGUUCAGGCGAGGCUCCGUGCGCUCUGCCGGCAGCUUUAUGAGCAGAGUCCUGAGGACACUGACCGCGUUAUCACACUUUGGAUCUGAAGUGCAAACAGAAGAUGACAAAGAUGAUGGGGGAUUUUCCACUUUUAAAUCUGGUUGUAAAGAUGUGCCCAUGGAUGAUGGGGACCUCGCCGGUCUUCUGUCCGGAGAGAGAGUCCCUGGAGUGUCAGGUCUAAAAAACCACGGGAAUACCUGCUUCAUGAAUGCAAUCCUGCAGUGUCUCAGUAACACUGAACUCUUUGCUGAGUACCUCGUUUUGGAGCACUACAAAGGCGAGGAGCUGGAUGAGGACAGACCAAAGACCAAUGGUGUCCUUCUGCAGAAGAAGGGUCCUUUGGCCAAAGGAGAAGUCACAGAGCAGCUGUCAGGACUUGUGCGGGCUUUAUGGACGUUUGAGUAUACCCCGCAGCAUAGCAGGGAUUUUAAGAAUGCUGUGUCGAAAAAUGCCACCCAGUUCAAAGGGAACGCUCAGCAUGAUGCUCAGGAGUUUCUGCUGUGGCUGCUGGACAGAGUACAUGAGGACCUUAACACAGUCAACCCCAACAUCCGGCCUGCUAUAAAGCCACCUAUUGAAGAAGACGAUCAAAGAAUAGAGGGUCCAUCUCCUCCCCUUUCCGCUGGCUCGUUUGUACAAGAACUGUUUCAGGCUCAGUACAGGUCUUCUCUUACGUGCCCACAUUGCCAGAAGCAGAGCAAUACUUUUGAUCCCUUCCUGUGCAUCUCCUUACCAAUCCCACUGCCACACACACGGCCCCUGUAUGUGACAGUGGUUUAUCAGGGGAAGUACUCUCACUGCAUGAGGAUUGGAGUUGCUGUUCCCCUCAACAGCACCGUCUAUCGCCUCAGAGAUGCCGUGGCACGUGAGACCAAGAUCCCAAUGGACCAGUUUAUUUUGACUGAAAUGUACUAUGAUGGAUUUCAUCGUUCAUUUUGUGAUGAUGACGAUGAUCUUGACAUCAUUCAAGAGAGUGAUUCCAUAUUUGCCUUUGAGACACCAGAGACCUUCAAACUGGAAAACAUACGCACAAAAAGAGGAAGUCUUCUGGCAAACCUGAAUCAUAACAACUUGAAGUAUGCAACAGAAAUCAGCAGGACUCCAUCUUUCAUGCAAGGGGCCAUGACUCCUUUAACUGCAUCACCUAAUAAAAUCCAGGGACCAGAAAAGAUUAUCCUUCUGGUGUGUAACAGGGCUUGUACCGGCCACCAAGGAAAGAGGUUCGGACUGCCUUUUGUACUCUACAUGGAGUGCACUGUGACCUGGGAUGCUCUACAGAAAGAGAUCGUGGAGAAAAUGCGUCAUCUUUUGAGGCCAGGGGUAUACAUUCAGGUUGGACCUUUCAGUCUUCGGGUGGUUGGCGUCGUUGGUAUCACCUACCUUCUUCCUCAAGAUGAGCGACCACUGUGUCACCCCACUGUGGAAAGAGCAUACAAGUCCUGUGGACAAGGGGGGCCACCACAUGUGAAGAUUGUGGUAGAAUGGGACAAAGAGACCAAGGACUAUCUGUUUGGAUACACUGAGGAGGAGUACAUUCCUGAUGCUGAGAGCGUGUAUCUGCACAGGGAGCAACAUCAUCAACCGCAGGCCUGCACUCUUGCUCAGUGCUUUCAGCUCUACACUAAGGAGGAGCAGCUGGCCCCAGAUGAUGCCUGGCGCUGUCCCCACUGCAAGCAGCUGCAGCAGGGCCGCAUUAAGCUCAGCCUGUGGACGCUGCCGGAUGUGCUCAUACUGCAUCUCAAGCGGUUCAGACAGGAGGGGGAUCGGAGGGUGAAGAUGCAAAACAUGGUGAGGUUCCCGCUGAUGGGCAUGGACAUGGCACCUCAUGUGGUUAAGAGAAGCCAGAGCAGCUGGAGUUUACCUUCUCAUUGGUCGCCAUGGAGACGUCCAUAUGGCCUGGGAAGGAACCCAGAUGACUACCUGUAUGACCUGUAUGCUGUGUGCAACCACCAUGGAAACAUGCAUGGAGGCCACUACACAGCUUACUGUAAGAACUCCAUCGAUGGUCAGUGGUACUGCUUUGACGACAGCGAGGUUUCACCAGUAGCUGACGAUGACGUGUCUCAGCAGUCGGCCUAUAUACUGUUCUACCAGCGGAGGACGGUUAUUCCCUCCUGGUCGGCCAACAGCUCUGUUGCUGGUUCCACUAGUUCAUCCCUCUGUGACCACUGGAUCAACAGGUUACCUGGCAGUAGGCCUGCUAGCUUGGCCUCUGGAGCUUCAUCCAGACGCACCUCUCUGGCAUCACUGGCUGAGUCAGUAGAGUUUCCAGUAGAACGUAAUGAAGAUGAUGGAGGAUUCUCAAUCCGCCCUUUUGUGAGGAGCAUUCAGCAUCAAAGCUUGUCCUCCAGGUCAUCCAUUGCUAGCCCUUUAGCCUUCAGCGACAGUGGGAUAAAGCCUUCUUGGUCUCUCUCUGCAAAGCUACACAUGAGAUCUAACUCGCCCUCACGUUUCUCCCUCGACUCUCGAUGUUCUCCUCCUUUAGAGAGGAUAGGCGAGGCUUGUGAUGACAAAGUUUCCACGUCCUGUUUUGGCAGCUACAGUAGACAUGAACGCUAUUUUGGCAGCAGGACUCCCCUGUCUAUGAUGGAGAGCAACUUCAGUGACCAGGACAACAAUAAAAGGUUCCUAGACAUGAUGUACUGCAAGGCUCCCACUCCAGUGGAAAAGAAGAGCACCAAAAAUGAGGCAACUGAAAACAACAACCAGAUUACAGCUAUAGACCAAAACAUUCUACCCUCCCAACCUACCCCCUCCAAAGAACAGAAAAGUAAGAGCAGCAUCGGAGGAUUUGCUUUAAAGGCAGAAAGCACAUCUUCCGUAAAGAGUUCCAGCAGAGUGGAGCAAGAGAAAACGUCCAAAAAACGUUUGUGCUCAACCCAUAAGACCUGCACUGCUGAGACUUCUUCCAGUACACCUGUAAAAGGCAAGAAGGCAUGCAGUACUAAAGAAAAGAGUGUAAAUGCCAAGAAAAGCACCUCAACACCCAGUGGUACUCCCUCCAAAACAAAGGAGGCAACUCAACCCCUAGAUGCGACGCGGCAACGGAAGCCACUUGUCCGCUCCACACCUCAGUCCUCAGCUUCUCCCUCGCCAACUGCAAAGAAGGUUUCCAGUGUCACUGAGAAAAGCACCACGAGUAGUCGGAAAAAGCUGGUGGAAAGGAGCUACAGCAGAGAUUCAAUGCACACCAGUCCCCUGGUGGAAAGUCUCCGCGGCAGCUUGGUAGCGCGCUCUUCGCUGUCUAAGAGUGGGGAAAACAACCGGCCUGAGAGGAGAUCUGUGCGGAGCUCCAGCAGCAGUUCUUCUGUCACCAGCCUGCGCUCACCCAGUGUAUCCUCCAGAGACCUGCAGCGCAGCAGCAAAUCUGAGGAAAAAGGGUUGUCUUUCUUCAAGAGUGCCCUCCGACAAAGGGAAAGCCGCCGGUCGGCUGAUUUAGGAAAAAGCACUCUGCUUGCCAAAAAGGCCUCAGAGAGGACAUGCAAGCAGAAUGGACAAGCCAAGGACAUCGGUGGGGAGACUGCAAAGACAGGAGAAGCUGUGUCUUCAAAGACAUCUAUAGAGACUCGUGGAGGAGAGACAAAGUCUGAGACAAAGGAGUCUUCCAAGCCCCCCAGCUCUCUCAGUCGCACUCUAUUAAACGUUGGCAAGUCCAAGUCUUCCACUUCUGAAGUAAGUCUCAAGUCUCCCUCUAACGGGAAGAAGCCUCUUGAAAGGAUGGCAUCUUCCCGAAAGCUCUCCUCUAGCAUGCAAUCACCUGCACGUACAACAAAGAGGCCUCAAUGAUAUAUUCAUUGUAGUAACAUUGAAUUUACAUAAUGCAGCUAUUUUCUUUGUGCCUAAGUUUCAGUGAGCAACAGACAUAUUUGCAAAGAGACACAUUUUUGAUGUUAUGGUUUUGCACAUUGGCAUCAGAUACCUACGCUGGCUUUGAGGUUUGAAUAUUGGCAGCCGGCCUUUAGCAUUUUUUGCUCUACUUGAUGAAAAGUAAAGUACUGUACAUCACCUGCAUAUUUGGGUGCCAAAUAGUUGCUUGCUACGCCGCCAGUUCUAGAUUUUAAAGCAGGGUUUAUUGUUAUCAGUUACACCUAUUGAGCAUUAAGUAUGGUUCUUGAUGUGCGUGAGACUAUCGCUUGACACAGAAGUUUUCUGGCAUGGAAGCUCCAUGAGCAGCAUGCCAUAUGUAUUCAGCUGUGCAGCACAACCUUUUUUUGGUGGAGUGUACUGAAGGCUUAUAUGACAGCUGACAGAAUUCCCUCUUGAAAUCUUGAAAUCCAAUUAACUCUCCUUCAGACAAGAAGCUUGUUAUAUCUUUGAAGCGCUGCAAACAUUACAUUUAGUUUGCUUGUGAAAUAUCCUGCUGAUGAAACUAUAUUUAAAAUGCAGCAGCUUGUGCAUUAAAGUAAUUACAUAUGAAGCAUUUUCCUUGUAUGCACCUAAAAUGCAUAAUUUGUCUUGUAGAAUAAUAUAACACAAGAUUAAGAAUAAUUAGAUGUCUUUUGAUACAUUAACCUCACUGCUGUUCUAUAAGCAUUUAAUCCUCAACAGUAGUGAGAACAGAACCGUAACAUCAAAAAAAGUCUCUAGACAAACACUGAAACUGAGUUGAUACUCACACCUAUACGCACACACACAUACAAAAGAGUUUCAUUCCGAAAUAGUAGUGGCUAAGCAUUCACAGUAGUUCUCAUUGAUAAUUUUAAGCAGAUCUAUCAGAUCAGAUGAUUUUAAACCCGCCGAUUAUGAACAUUCAAUUAAUAGACUUACUGAGGUGAUGGACCAAAACGGAAAAGGACUUGAGAUGAGAAGGAAUUUGAAUCGGUACACACAUUGAGACCAGUUGUCAAAUAUUUAAAAAGUUUAUUUUUGUUUUAAUACUAGUACUUUUUUGAUAGAAAUAUAUUUUAUCAAAUGCAUAUGGAAGUUGUGUUUUGGAAUGAAACCCUUUAAAUUGAAAGGAAAUAAAUCCACACAUUUAUGUGUCCCUACAGAUAUUGGAAAAAGUAUAUAGUAUAUUACCCUUUUUUCCUUUCCAUCAGCAACGUGAAAAUGAUCUAAAGCGCCUUUUAAUAGUGUAGUGUAGUGUAUGGAAACAAAUAAUUGCCUUUGGCAACAUAGUAGUCUACUACUGUAUGCGUCACUGAGUAGGAAUGUGGUAUAGUUUGCACUUUGUAUAGAUAAAGUAGUCUUUUACCCAGAGUAGUCAUAUACACACACACACACACACACUAACACACACACACACACACACACACGCACUGUAAUUAUCUCAUUCAUGUUCUCAUGAUUUUAAGACAUAUUGUGAAGUAGUGUCAACAGGCCUUAGAGUUGAAAUGGUAAAAGGGUACAUUCAUUUCAGUGUUUCAGGGGUCAUUUUAAUGAAAUCACCUCUUUACUACACCUGGUGCUGAAACAGACCGAUGGUCCUCUGACACUGAUAUUUCUUAAAUAAGCAUAUUUUCAAUUGCUGAUGUUCAGAACUGUGACCAUACACUUCAGUGAGCCAGAAACAAGUUUGCAGCAGUAAUCAUGACUGUGGUACCUCAUUGCAGAAGACAAUGUAAUUUUUGGGCUGAAACAGAAUAUUGAUAAUGAGCCAUUUAAUAAAUAGAACUCCAUUUAUACCAUCUCAGAGCAGUUGUUCAAAUAUGGAUGUGUAGGCCUUGUUUUGAACAAUCAGCAUAAUCAUUGAAUUACACCACAUGCUGUUGCAAUACUCAUACAUUAGAUACCAGAGUUAGAGUGGUUUUAAUGAUUGAAUGUGUUUAUGCCAUGAAACUCCAACCAUUAGUAAGUUUAUACUUUAAACAAAAUCGGACUUAUAGAUCUGUAGUAUUUCACUUAACAUGGUUAACACUCAUGGUUUGAUGAGAAAUACCACUCAAUUUAAAUGCAUGUAUGUUAUUUAAAAUCCCUGUGUAUGGUUUGAGCAAAUGAGCAGCCUUAAUGGGCCUGGCUUAGAAUUUGUGAAGUUGUGUUGGGUCAGAGAGGCUUUGUUUUUGGAGUAACCAGUCCAAACUCAUUUUUCACAACUCAUGAUGUAAAAAGUUGAAAAGCAAGUUGAACGCUAUAUAUUUUUUUUAACCAGACAUUAUUUGUAUCUUUCAAAACCACAACAAGCUGUUCACCAGGGCACUAUUUGCCGGUAAAAGUGCUAUUCACAGUUACACUAAUUCUACCCAGCAAUGUUUUAUUUUUAGCAAUGUUUAAUUUUUAAUUACCAGCGAUUUGUUGUGUAUAAUAAUCGGGCCACAGAAACUAACAAAACCCACGGCAUGGCUGAACAUAGAGUCAGAGCCCGUCUUUGGAGAGCCUGUUCACUCCCUAUUAAAGCGUAACUCUUGCCAAAAUGCAACCUAGGGUCUUUUUGUGAAUGUACCCAAGUCAAACUUUCAUUUAAAAACAUAAUUAGGACGGAAGCGCCACUUCACACAAGAUUUACUGUAUUCUUGUUUUUCGGACAAAUGGCCUUUUGAAUGAGAGAGCUAUGGGCACUUUUAUGCUUGCCUCAAAUAGCUAUUU
Messenger RNA from Etheostoma cragini (Arkansas darter), 7274 nucleotides. RefSeq names its product ubiquitin specific peptidase 31 (gene usp31). Gene Ontology annotation, biological process: protein deubiquitination. Gene Ontology annotation, molecular function: cysteine-type deubiquitinase activity. The transcript is spliced from 16 exons. The coding region runs from base 660 to 4538 and encodes 1292 amino acids. NCBI's taxonomy places the organism in Eukaryota, Metazoa, Chordata, Actinopteri, Perciformes, Percidae. The record is from RefSeq and is a predicted model, not a curated record.